UAAUGUAACAUUAAAAUCACACAAAGCGCUCACUGAUUACCAAUCCAUUGUUUUUGGACUCCACACAAGCCUCAAACACCCUCUUCUCUCUCUCUCUCUCUCUCUCUCUGCAAAACCACCCUCUUCCUUGCCACGAAUCUCUGCCAAGCAGCGCGUAACUCAACAUAUCAACCAAAGACCUGUCUCUGAAUCUGAACCUUGCUGUCAACAAAAGGUUGUGGACAACAAUUUUUGCUGAUAUUUGAAGCAUCUGGCAGCUAAUAAAAAUGAAGAUUGACCAUCCUACAAAACGGAAGUGUAGAGCUAUAUGCACCUGAUGAACGCGAAAUCAGGAAGAGUUUGGAAGCAUUUUUGCAACUACAAAAUUUGAUCACCCUUAUUCUCUAAUCAAUAUCUCUCAGCUGAGCAGAUAAUUUCGUUUUAGAUGCAAACGUCCCAGAAACACCCAACUUCAUCCGGUAUCCAUUUAUACCACCAGCCUGUGCAAAACAUCGAUCCCUACACUCGUUACCAAGUAUUGCAAAGCAAUUCUUGCCAUGAAAUCCAUGAUAGCAACAGUCAGGGAACCACUAUCUCGUUCGAACCCUGCAAGGAGCAAUACUUUACCCUUGAAUCAUCCCCACCACUCAAUGAUCUCAUAGGUUGUGAUUCUCCUUCCUAUGCUAGUGCAUCGUCCAGUUCCAAUAGGAGUCCUUUUUCUCCACAUGUUUCUCAUUCAUACCAUUCAGACCAGCAUCAGUCAUCUGACAACAACUAUGGAUCACCAACAAGUGCACACUCUAGUGCUGAUGAUAGCUACGAGCUGAAGCACAAGCUGAGAGAACUCGAGAUUUCACUGUUGGGGCCUGAUUCAGGUAUUGUUGACAGUUGUCAGUGCUGCUACGAGGGUGGCCACCACGGAGCAUCGUCAAUGGCUAAAUACAAUUGGGAUCAGGUUGUAGAAAUGAUUCCAAAACUAGACUUGAAAGAAGUCCUGAACCGGUGUGCACAGGCUGUGUCCGAUGGUGAUAUUGAAACAGCGGUGGGAUUUAUGAAUAAUGUAUUGCCAAAGAUGGUAUCAGUGGGGGGUGACCCAAUCCAGAGGCUAGGGGCCUACAUGUUGGAGGGUCUAAGAGCAAGGUUGGAGUCUUCGGGGAGCCUAAUCUACAAAGCCUUGAAAUGUGAACAACCAGCAGGAAAAGAUCUCAUGAGUUACAUGCACAUCUUGUACCAGAUUUGCCCAUAUUUUAAGUUUGCUUAUGUCUCUGCGAAUGCUGUCAUUGGAGAAGCAAUGGUAAAUGAAUCAAGAAUCCACAUAAUUGACUUCCAAAUUGCACAGGGCACUCAGUGGAUGCUGCUUAUCCAUGCUCUCGCGUCUCGUCCUGGUGGACCACCUUUCAUUCGUGUAACUGGUGUCGAUGAUUCCGAAUCCUUUCAUGCAAGAGGAGGAGGACUUGACAUUGUAGGAAAACGCCUCUCAGAUUAUGCCAAAUCUCGUGGAGUUCCAUUUGAGUUCCACAGUGCUGCAAUGUCUGGAUGCGAGGUUGAACUAGAAAACCUCGUGGUUGUACCGGGGGAAGCUCUGGCUGUGAAUUUCCCUUAUGUUUUGCACCACAUGCCAGAUGAGAGUGUGAGCACAGAGAACCACAGGGACAGGCUAUUAAGACUGGUCAAGAGCUUGUCACCCAAGGUUGUGACCCUUGUUGAGCAAGAAUCCAACACCAACACUUCCCCAUUUUUCCAGAGGUUUGUUGAGACCUUGAGUUAUUACAGUGCAAUGUUUGAGUCCAUAGACGUGGCCCUGCCCAGAGAGGAUAAGCAGAGGAUCAGUGCUGAACAACACUGCGUGGCUCGUGACAUUGUUAACAUGAUAGCUUGUGAGGGCCCUGAGAGGGUGGAAAGGCAUGAACUUUUGGGGAAGUGGAGGUCAAGAUUUUCAAUGGCUGGUUUUGCAGCAUGGCCUUUGAGUUCCUCGGUCACUAAUGCAGUUAGAAAUAUGUUAAGAGAAUUCAAUGGAAAUUAUAGGUUAGAACAUAGAGAUGGUGCGCUCUAUUUAGGAUGGAAGAGAAGAGCCCUGUCCACAUCUUCUGCCUGGAGAUGUUACUGAUUCACUGUCAUACAUCUAUCUAUGUCUGCAUCUUCUUCUCCUUCUUCCUUCUUUUUCUUUUUCAUUAUCAUUUACUCAUUUUUCUCUAGUAUCACCAUUUUAUCAACACGAGGACUAGCUAUCAAGAUAGUUAUGUAUAUUUCGAGAA
Messenger RNA from Vigna unguiculata (cowpea), 2234 nucleotides. It is a transcript of the gene SCL13, whose product is annotated as SCARECROW-like 13. NCBI's taxonomy places the organism in Eukaryota, Viridiplantae, Streptophyta, Magnoliopsida, Fabales, Fabaceae. The record is from RefSeq and is a predicted model, not a curated record.